AUGUAUAGUAGUAGCGUAUGGUUGGUUGGUUGGUUGGGCGUGCGAGCGGGCGGCGCGGCGGCGUUAGGUGCGCACCGUGAUCUCAGCCGCCGCCGCGCGAGUGAUAUGGUAGUUGUUAGCGAGAGUAAGGGUGAGGGCGCGGGGCCGGCGCGGGCGGCGCCCUCGGGCGCGGGCGCUCCGACCCCGCUCCGAAAUAUGCUGAAAAGAUCUCAGACAGUAAAAGAAAUUGUAGAAAUUAUUAAAAAAUACAUAGUUUCAAUAAUGGAAAAGCUUGUUUUUGUCAACUCCUUGCCCGAUGAUAUCACGUUAUUUGCA
Messenger RNA from Brenthis ino (lesser marbled fritillary), 315 nucleotides. NCBI's taxonomy places the organism in Eukaryota, Metazoa, Arthropoda, Insecta, Lepidoptera, Nymphalidae. The record is from the annotation of a GenBank genome assembly.